UCCGCGCGCUCGAGAGACAGAUUGAGGAGAGCGCGCAACGGUGUGCAUGACGUCUCGCGGAGCACUUUCAACCUGCUACUGACAUUAUAGAGACAGAGAUUGGGUUUAUCAUCAAAACUCACACUGUUUGAGGAUCUCGAUUAUUGGAUUUGAGUGGUACAAACAGACCGGAGGCUGCUGGAGGUUCUCAACAAACUAUUUGGGAUGAAUCGCUGUACGGCCGCUUUGCUUUUGCUGGUUAUCGCCGUUUAUUCACUCAAUACAGAGGCAUAUAAGUGCAGAUGCACAAGAAAAGGCCCGAAGAUCCGGUACAAAGAUGUGCAAAAGCUGGAGAUCAAGCCUAAACAUCCGUACUGCCAAGAAAAGAUGAUAUUUGUCACCAUGGAGAAUGUGUCCCGUUUCAAAGGUCAAGAGUAUUGCCUGCACCCCAGACUCCAGAGCACUAAGAACCUUGUCAAGUGGUUCAAAAUCUGGAAGGACAAACACAGGGUGUACGAGGCCUAAUCGUUCUACAUUAUGCACGAGGCUGAAAACAUUGUGGGAUGCACAGCACUACCAGUGAACUGUGGAUGACCAGAGGACCAAUUUUUUUAAAGCAUGACAAAGCAUAUACCCAGACAAGCUUACAAUAAAGCACACCAGUCCAUUUUAUUAAGUUAUAUUAAUGUGGAAUAAUUUAUAGUCAUACAGAAAUGUUUAUGUUGAGCCAAAUGUGCAGUUAUGGCAGAGAAAAGCGCCAUCUGUAAGAAGUGACCAUUACAUUUUGCAAUGUGUAAUGUUUUCUGAAGCAUCAGUUCUUGGUCUGAUUCAUUGUGUUGUGGCAUAUAAAGGAGUCCUGACACUAUAUUUGGAUACUGUCUGGUUUGAAACUACUGUGAUAUACUAUCCACAAGUGUCAAAGUAGAUCUUAGAGUUCUCGCAGUACAAAUGAACAGAAAUAUUGAGGAUGUGUAAAUAAUAUCUUCAGAGAGUUUACGGUGUUCUAAGCCAACAUCCAACCGGUAAAAGGAGGGAAAGUGUCUUUCUUCACAAUCAUUUUCCAAACAUUGUUUCUCAUCGAUCUGCCCAAAAGAGCUUUCUUAUGUAACUUAUUCACUUAUUACUUUGGAAUUUGGUACUUCAUGGUGAAGUAAAGGAGACAAUGCUACGUUAAAUACUAUAAACAGUUUAAAUCAUAUCAUACCUUUACUUUAUAUUUACACAUAUACUUUAUUCCUCUGUGGACAUGUACUGUCACACGACAAGCACGUGACCCUUGGGGCCUGCAGUAGGUCGUGUUUAAAAUGAAGCUUUUUAUUUAAUAUUGGCCCUCCUAUCAGCACAAUAUAUGUGCCUCCUCCUCUUUUGAGGUGUGCAGGAUUUGUAAGCUAUUGUUUUAAAUUGUUUGUUUGGUAUGACUGUGUUUUUCUUUUUGGUAAAUGGAAUGUUUCUCGUCUCUUCUUGUACAUCAGAUUGUAUGUAUAAGCACACAGAAUAGGUUCUUGUGUAUGGACCACCUUGCCUAUAGUCUAGCUCGUUCUGAAUUUAUUAGUGAAGCCUAUGUAUUGUAUCACAGAAUUGUUGUUUUACUAUUUAAAUAAUAAAUAAUAGAAAUGUUUUGAGUCUAUGUGUUUGGACUGACCCACCAAACACAACUUAAGUCCAAGGAGUGUAAUCUUCAAGCACAGCAAUAAACAUUUAAAUAAAUCA
This is a messenger RNA of Ctenopharyngodon idella (grass carp), 1689 nucleotides long. It is a transcript of the gene cxcl14, whose product is annotated as chemokine (C-X-C motif) ligand 14. Gene Ontology annotation, biological process: cell chemotaxis; antimicrobial humoral immune response mediated by antimicrobial peptide. Gene Ontology annotation, cellular component: extracellular region. The transcript is spliced from 4 exons. The record is from RefSeq and is a predicted model, not a curated record. The coding region runs from base 205 to 504 and encodes 99 amino acids. NCBI's taxonomy places the organism in Eukaryota, Metazoa, Chordata, Actinopteri, Cypriniformes, Xenocyprididae. Gene Ontology annotation, molecular function: chemokine activity.